AUUCCUGGGAGGAAAAGGUUCAUCAAAAUAUCUGACCUUCGCAUCCAUAGCUAGAAAAAUCAAUUUUUUUCACAAACCAAGAUGGAGAGAAUUGAAGCUUGUAGUGGUCUUGACAAGUUUCAUUGAGGAAUUUACAAUUAUAAACAUAGCUUGUUUCCAUGACAAUCUGUUUCCCUCUGUCUCCUUGUGGAGAGUUGAUGAAUGUCUGCAAUAGGACUAUGUUGAUGACAUGUAAUAGCUUUGGCUUCAAUCAAAAGAGGGAGAGGAUAAUACAGGAAUGGGAAAGGAGGACCGUCAUUAAUCGAGAGAAAAAAAAUUGCGAAGGCUUAAACACUGAGAUGUAGCCUCAGGAACUGUAACUUGUUAAAUUCUUUAAGGCUACGAAAUUGCGGGGAAGGAAUUAUAGAAGACUGAUGAAGAAUUUCUCUCCCUAGUUGAUAUUGUGACAGUGACUUAAAGUUGAUGAAUUUAGAAAGAUUGGAUUUCCGUGGUAAUGGAAUGCCAUGUCUCGUUUUUGGUGCCUGUACAAAAUUGUGAUACUGUUUUUUGUCAUGAUAGUUUCUAUUACCAUGUUCAGAGACAGUGUGAAUAACAUUAAUCAAUGAGGGAUUUCCAUUUUGAGCUACUGCAGUUUUUAUUGCAUGGCCGAUGUUUAAGGCUAUGAAGGAUUCUGUUCUGAGCUGUCUGUUUGGGGGAUUCUCGGGUCAUUCCCAAUGUGGACAGGAAGCCACUGUCCCCAGGGAUCGCAGCCCUCACCAACGUCAACCCACAGCAGCCAUGGACUGGAAUGUAGGUCAAGAGAGUAACAGGAGGGGGCCCACAAAAAAGCUCAGCAGGGGGUCAAGCCCAAGGAAACCUGAAACUAUUCCACUGAUGGUUUCAACCAGUCAACCUCAAAAGCAGAGACCUCAGUAUUUGCUGGACCUUAAGAGUGACACUCCAUAUUUAGAAUCUGACCUUGUGAUAUCUAGAUCAAGGACACCUGCCUCAGAUGUGAGCCAUCAACAACAGCCUCAUGUGCUAAGAGCAGAAGCGGAUGUCCAUCAAAGUUACCAUGACAACCAUCACUAUGAUGAUCUCCCAGUCAGGGGAAUUUUGAAGAAGAAACCUCACUCUUACAUGAUUUCACCAAGUUCUGUGUCGAGGACCACCUAUGAAAAUGCUAGAUCUCCGGAGAGUCCUAUAUACUUGUCCCUUCAGUCAAGAUCAGGGGCCACGAGUCAUGACCCUCAGGCAGCAGACAAACCCAUUAGACCAGGGGAAUUGUCCCAAGAGUCUAUUGACUUCUGGAACUUCCUGCUGAGAGAAUUUAGAAAGGAGGAAAGUGCCAAGAAGAGGGAGGCUUUUCUAAACAUGCUUUCCAAGCGAUACCCUCAGUAUGCCGAGCGGAUCCAUCGCCCCUCCAGUGAAAGUGGAUACCCUGUCCAGAAUCGCCGCCCCAGAGACCCACAUCGGCGAGCUACCACAGUGGUGACUUAUAACCCGGGCUGUGAGCAGGACUUUGACAAUCGGUCAGACACCAUGUCCAGCUCGGAGGGACCGACACUGAGGCGAGGGGGAUGGAUGAGGAACAGCAUGCCAGUGAUGAAAUCCCCACCAAACAUGUACGACAAAAUGGCAGGUGUUGUAUUUUUGGUGGUCGGGGACCAGACAAAGAAAGCGGAACUUCCAAAUGAGAUAACCCACCUGGACACGGUGAGAGCAUUGUUUGUCCGAUCAUUCCCCAAGAAACUGACCAUGGAGUAUCUGGCCUCCCCCAAGCAAAAGAUCUACAUCUUGGACACAAUGACAAAUAUAUACUACCAGCUGGAGGAUCUACAGGACAUCAAGAAUCGUACUGUGUUACGACUGUAUAAUUCUGACAGCGAAGACCCUCAGCAAGUCCGAGAACCACCCCCAGAGGUACGAGGAAAACAAAUGCAGGUGUCCAGGGAACCCACUCCUCCCAGAAUUCCAGAACAAGGUAGAAGAUCACAGACCCUCCCUACAGGAAUGACGCAUUCCUAUCCCCCAUAUCAAGAAAACCAGGUGCCACAUGGGACAAAGUCAACAGAUAGGUCAAGGUCACUGCCCAGAGGUCAAGGACCAGACUAUGGAUACAUUACAUAUCAUUCCACAGACAGAAUGCAGAAUUCAGUAGAUGGUCAUCAUUACCCAUCCACCUCUCCGGAUCGUCCGAAUCUUCGCCCCAUUCCAGAACAUCGUCACUACCUGAAUGGACAUUCCCAUGGUCAUGAGAUCAGGCGUUCCCCGCCUACUAACAGGAGUCGAUCAGCUGAUCCAUACUACAGGGACCUAUCACCCCCAGCACAUGCAAUCACUGCCCCUGGAGCACCCCCACAGACUUACAUAGCUACAGGAGUGAGGGCAAACACCAUGGUCUCCCCACUCAGAGCAACAGGCCCCUCAGGUCAAGAUUCAAGAAACUUAAAUCGUCACACUUUGGCUUUUACUCCGAUGGGAGAACCCACGAACGGAACCAUGCGAUCCCAGAGUUACCGCGUGCCCUCAGAUUCCAGCCAGCAUAUCCCUCAGAGACCUAGGAGUGUCACCCCACAACCCUACCCCCAGGAGGAAGUCAACCAAUUUCGUAUGGACAAGAUGGAGGAGCAGAUUGCAAGCCUGGCAGCUUGGGUACAGACCGCCGUGUCCAGUACAAGUCGCACUACCAGUGUCCAUAGCAGUCACACCACUACUCCAUCUGAGCAGCCUAGCUCAGCUACUAGUAUUGAGGAAGCCAGUCUCUUACCUGUCAGUAGAGGUCUUUCUGACAUUUCGGGAGUCACACAGAAGGCUGUGACCAAGAAUCUGAAGGAUGGAAUUCUGACGAUAAAGAAACAGGCAUCUCAUCUAAAGGGGGAUCUCCGACAGAUUCGACGCCUUCAUCAGCUGAACAAAGAAAGCCUGCAGGAGUCGAUACACGACACCAUGAAAAAAAUAGCAACAGCCUUACGAAGUGUACCUGGUGCAGAACAUCAGUUGCUACGACAACACAGAGUGGAAGCAGAUACCACAACUCAGAAAUACCUGGAAAAGAAAUGUCAGGCCAGCAAAGAACUCAGUGAUCUGGAGGGAGCUGUAGAAGAGUUGAGGGAGGAUGUGAUUUCACGUCAAUGUCAUGUCAACAUGUCUGAUGUAGAGGGCAUGGCCCUAAUGCUGAGUACAGUCACCAAGACAUUUGGGGAACUCAAAGCUGCUUUCCCAGAAAUGCAAAAGGAUCUGAAGAAAGUAAUGGCUGGAGAAAUGGAGAUUGUUGUCACAGAAGAAAAAUUUCUGAAAGAGGAGCCCGAGGCAAUAGAAGAAGCUUUAAAGCGAUGUAAACGUUUAACUGGUACCCUGUUCACUCUCAAAAGGUUAGCAUCAGUGCAAGAGCACAGAGCUCCUCAGGUUCCCACAAAGCGUGUGGGAGGGAAGAUUCCAUCAGAAGAGGACAAAAAAGCUUUGUUGGAGAACAUUAGGGCCAUGGUCCCCGAUCAUCAAACCCGAGUGUUGAAGUUAGAGGCAGCUGAUGCAUCUAGACAACGAAAGAAAAACAUUAUCACACAACAGGAAGCCCUCAAGUUUGGAAAGUCUUUAGAAAUUGCUACACGUCUGCUUCGACCCAGCAAUAAGGAGUCAGUAUCGUCUGCUGAUGAUGGAGUCACCAAGUCGUCUGCUUCUGAACAAGUUCCUGCUGGUCAGUCUUCCUCCUCAGCUACCUCAGUCAGCGUGAAACCAAACACGGUGUUGUCAUCAAUUCCAUCCUCAGCCAUCACAGCUACAUCCAUCUCACCAUCAGAAUCAACUGCUGUCAAGUCAGAUAGGUCGCCAUCUUCUCGAGAAGUUUCGGAAAAACAGAGUGAGGAGUUUGUUAAUCAAGAAGAUGACCCCUGUCUACAGGCAGCACUUCUAGCAAAGAAAAAGGAUAUCGCUAGGGCAGCAUUUUUUAGUUCAAUGACCACUCCCCCUACCUCACCCUCACCCUCGGAUGAAUUGAAAUCUUUCUCACCACCUAGACCUUUAAUGGAUUAUACAGUUCAUAUAUCACAAGUGAAAGAUUCCAGUACUGGUGAAACUCAGUACACAGUUACAGAUGGACGAUUUUCACAGGCUUCUCAUUCAUCCGCGACUGCUCAACUAGUGACGUCUACUACAACUGCCACCCCCACAGGAAGUAAUGCCAUUUCACUGGCGAGUACUCGAUUAAGUCCAACAAACAUUCCAAGAAUCUCCUCUAUAGUGAAGUCAACAGAAACAGUGGAAUCAUCCAAAAUCACUAGAAAAAUAAGAACCUCCACACCUAUUGCUAGUAAAGAUAGUGAAAAAACGGUUUCGAAAAUUCCUAGCCUUAGAAAAGAUGGACAAAGUGAAAGUAGCAGUGGACCAGAUGUACGGCCUAAAAAAAUACCUCCUCCCCCACCCCCAAGGAAAAGCAGUCGUUUACCAAGUCCUGGGGUCAAAAUGGACACUGAAGUUUCUCAAAAUGGAAGUGUGUCUAUAGUUUCAUCCAAGCCAAAAAUUCCCCCCAAAGACAUAACCAUCCUGGGAGGGCACCAAAUGCAGGUGAAAGAUUCUGGAAUUGGUACCUCCACCCCAAAGUCUAGCAUUCUUCCAAAACCUUCAAGUAAAUUUGAGAAAGGGAUUAUUGAGGCCAUAGCUGUCCAAAAUAAAGAGAGUUUUAAGGAUAGUGGAACAAAAUUGGAGUCCCAUGAACAGACAUUGUCAGAACAAGAGGCACAAGGGGCCAGAGCUAAAAUGCCCCCUCCCGGCAAAAAACCCAAACCACCCCCUCCUCAGAGGAAAUCUAGUCUCUCUCAUUCUGAAGAAAAAUCACAGACUCUGAAAACAAAGGAGGAUUUGUAGGGUCUAAACAGAGGAAAUUCAGACUUAACACAUGGUGCUGAUUAAGAUGUUGUUUUGCAACAGUUUAACCUCAUUCUACAAAAUUAGGUCUCUGUGAUCUUUGACAAAGUUUGAUGUAGUCAAAUUACAUAUUUAUAAUUUUGUUAAUUGAUAACUUAAUUCAAAGAUUGAGUGUUGUUGACAUAUGGGCUCUUUCUCAUGUGUUUUUACAUGUUUACAUCGACUUAGAAUUAUUUUUUUCUCACAUCUACCUCUGAAUAGAAAGGAUCCUCCUUGUUCAAUUCUAGUCAAUUUCAUGCAGAAUGAUAAUAUGGUGUCUAAACUUAAAUGGUUGUGUUUUUUGCAUGCUUAUUAAUGAAUUAUUGAUCAGACAAUGAACCAUAGCUGAGCUUGAAUUUUUUUCAUACAAUGAAAAAAAUAAAAUUUUGAAACUGAAA
Molecule: messenger RNA, 5279 nt
Organism: Saccostrea echinata
Lineage: Eukaryota; Metazoa; Mollusca; Bivalvia; Ostreida; Ostreidae
Product: coiled-coil domain-containing protein AGAP005037-like
Exons: 17
Coding region: 649-4842 (1397 amino acids)
Cellular component (GO): cytoplasm
Source: RefSeq, a predicted model, not a curated record